Molecule: messenger RNA, 1426 nt
Organism: Rhodamnia argentea
Lineage: Eukaryota; Viridiplantae; Streptophyta; Magnoliopsida; Myrtales; Myrtaceae
Product: afadin- and alpha-actinin-binding protein-like
Exons: 18
Coding region: 33-1178 (381 amino acids)
Source: RefSeq, a predicted model, not a curated record
CUCUCUCUCGGAGCUCUCGUCUCCCUCCGGCAAUGGCGGCCACUGACACCCAGUUCGAUCUCAGUCCGUCGCGCCACUCCGCCUUCUCCACCGGGGAGUACGCGUUCGCCGAUGCCGGGAACUUGGAGCAUUGCGCUCGGUACUUGAACCAGACGCUCGUCACUUUCGGCUUCCCCGCUUCGCUGGACCUCUUUGCCAUCGAUCCGGUAUCGAUCGCCAGGACUUGUAAUUGCAUUUACUCUUUGCUUCAGCAGAGGCAGCGCGAUGCUGAAUUCCGAGAGUCUGCUAACGAGCAGCGGCAGCGACUGCUUUCGGACAUCUCAAGAUUAGAAGCCAAAGUUGAGAGGCUGGAGUUACAACUGCAAGCAAAGGACAGGGAAAUUGCUACCAUUACUCGAACUGAAGCUAAAGCUACAGCUCAGUUUAAGGCUCAAAUUGAGAAGUUACAGCAAGAGAGAGAUGAAUUUCAGAGGAUGGUCAUCGGAAAUCAGCAAGUGAGGACUCAGCAGAUACAUGAGAUGAAGAAAAAAGAAAAGGAGUACAUAAAGUUGCAGGAGAGGCUAAACCAAGUCUUGAUGGAAAAGAAGAAGGAAUCUAGAUCAGGGAUGGAGAUAAUGAAUUUGCUUCAGAAAGAAGGUCGGCAACGUGGGACAUGGAAUGGGAAGAAGGCUGACAAUGACUUCUACAAAAAAAUUGUUGAUGCUUAUGAAGCCAAAAAUCAAGAGUUGAUGGCUGAGAACAAUGAUCUGCGGGCAUUAUUGCGGUCAAUGCAAACAGACAUGCGUGAAUUUUUCAAUGCUCCAAAUGGAUUGCCCAAGCAAUCUCAAGCUGUCAAUGGAAAACAUGAAAAUGACCCUUCCCAGUCUCCAUUGGGCGGGAGAACGGAUGUCUUUGACCUGCCUCUUCAUAUGGCCAGAGAUCAAAUUGAGGAAAGUCUUAGAAAUAAAAUGGCUUCGAUAAAGGAACGGAUGGUCCAAUUGCAAGAUGCACAGAGAGGGUCAGAAGUUACUUCUGAAGCCACUGAGAGAGAGCUUGAACUCGAAGCUCAACUUGUUGAGGCAAGGAGCAUCAUUCAGGAACAGGCAUCGAUAAUGACCAAACAUCUUGCAAAGACUGAGAGAACAAGGGAGCCAAUUAUACCAUCUCCUCUCGAGGGUCUUCGAACCGACACAGCAUGAUGGUUAAGAUUCUCUCGAGGGUGUCGGCUCCUAUCAACUCAGUAAUGUAAAACUUCGUGUACUUCGUGUUAGACUGACUACUUAAGAAACUAGCAAAGAGUUAUCAGUAGAGCAUCGGGACUGUACCUCAUUGUCUGUCGAUAUUGAUCAUCUUGUAGCUUGUCUUCAGCAAAUGAUGUUAGAGUGAAGGCUGAUAGCUUGUGGUUGUGGCACACUUCGGGAUGAUUCGUGAUGGUGACUUUUCUAAG